This is a messenger RNA of Mangifera indica (mango), 363 nucleotides long. RefSeq names its product FRIGIDA-like protein 3. Lineage: Eukaryota; Viridiplantae; Streptophyta; Magnoliopsida; Sapindales; Anacardiaceae. The record is from RefSeq and is a predicted model, not a curated record. Bases 1 to 363 code for a protein of 120 amino acids. The transcript has 3 exons.
AUGGCUGAUGGUUGUGCAAAUUUACUAGAGCAGGUGCUGCUUCCAGAGGAAAUUUACUCCAUUUGUAGGGCUUCUUGUUUGCCUAAUCUUCACGAUAUGCCUAAUCUUGGAACUUUUUCCUAUGGGGUUGUUGAGUCCUCGGUUAACAGCAGGAAACAAAUUGAUGCCGUACAUUUCAUUCAUGCCUUCCAGCUUACUGAAAGCUUCCCCCCUGUUCCCCUCUUGAAGACAUACUUAAAGAAUUGCAGGAGAAACUCACAAGGAAAGGGUGUGAGUUCGGGUGGAGAUACUAGUGCACAGAAUGAUGUAAAUGCACAGGAACUUGCUGCUUUGAAAGCUGUAGUUAGUUGUGUCCAAGAGUGA